AGAUAUAGAAUUAUAGAUAGAUGUGAGCUGUGGAUUUUAUUUUCAUGUAUAGCCUUGCUUGUUAGAUGGCCCUGGUUGACGACUGAGCAUUUACAAGUUGCUGCUGCUUCACCUCUAGUAACUCAGAGAUCAGAAAAUGUGUCGCUUAUUCUGCCUCCAAUAUAAAAGAUACUUUUCAACCAACAUAUCAUCAACCAAUUCACAGAUAGCGUGCUUUGCCCGUUCUGGUCAAAUUGAUGAUGCUCGUAAAGUGUUUGAUCAACUUUCAAAGAAAAACAUUGCUACAUGGAAUGCUAUGAUCUCAUGUUACUUCCAAAAUCACCAACCAAUUGAAGCUCAAAAGUUGUUUGACCAAAUGCCUAAAAGGAAUAUUGUGUCUUGGAAUGGGUUGAUUUCAGGAUACGUGAAAAAUAGGAUGGUAGAUGAGGCAAGAAAAGUGUUCGGAAGAAUGCCUGAAAGGAAUGUCGUGUCGUGGACAGCUCUUGUUAGAGGGUAUGUUGAGGAAGGGUUGAUAUAUCAGGCUGAAAGCCUUUUCUGGCAAAUGCCAGAAAAGAAUGUGGUGUCCUGGACAGUAAUGAUGGGAGGGUUGAUUCAUGAUGGAAGGAUUGAUGAGGCAAAAAGGCUGUAUGACAUGAUGCCAGUGAAGGAUGUGGUGUCAAUGACUAACAUGAUUGGUGGGUAUUGUCUAGCGGGGAGGGUAGACCAGGCACGUGAGAUCUUUGAUAGCAUGGAAGUAAAGAAUGUAGUUUCAUGGACAUCUAUGGUCACAGGAUAUGCUCAAAAUGACAGAGUAGACAUUGCCAGGAAGCUUUUUGAGGUCAUGCCUGAGAAGAAUGAGGUGUCGUGGACAUCUAUGCUUCUUGGAUACACUCAGAAUGGAAGAAUAGAAGAGGCAUGGAAGUUGUUCAAAGAGAUGCCUUUAAAACCAACAGCUGCUUGUAAUGCAAUAAUACUCGGUGUAGGACAGAAUGGGGAGAUUGAAAAGGCAAGGGUGGUAUUUGAUUCUACAAAGGAGAAGGAUGGCGGAACUUGGAGUGCUAUGAUUAAGGUUUAUGAAAGGAAAGGCUAUGAAUUGAAUGCACUCGGCUUAUUUCGUUUGAUGCAAAGUAAAGGUGUUCGUCCAAAUUUUCCUUCCUUAAUUAGCAUACUCUCUGUCUGUGCAAGUCUUGCAAGUCUUGAUUGUGGUAGAGAGGUACAUGCAUCAUUGAUCAGAUCCAACUUUGAUGAAGAUGUGUUCGUCUCUUCGGUGUUGAUUACAAUGUAUUUUAAAUGUGGCGAUCUUGUCAGGGCAAGAAGAGUCUUUGACAGAUCAUCUUCCAAAGAUACCGUCAUGUGGAAUUCUAUUAUAACAGGUUAUGCUCAAAACGGUUUGGGAGAAGAAUCUGUUAAUUUUUUCAGAGAAAUGUGUUUGCAGGGAUUUGCGCCCGAUGUGGUUACUUUUGUGGGACUUCUGACUGCUUGCAGCUACACUGGAAAGGUGAAAGAAGCAGAAGAUAUAUUUGACUCCAUGAAGUCAGAGUACCAAGUAGAGCCAGAAACUGCACAUUAUGCUUGUAUGGUAGAUGUACUUGGUAGAGCUGGUCGCUUGACUGAGGCGAUGGGUUUGAUAGAAAAAAUGCCUGUGGUAGCCGAUGCAGUUAUAUGGGGUUCUUUGCUUAAUGCUUGUAAAAUGCACAUGAAUCUAGACCUGGCUGAAGUUGCAGCAAAAGAGCUUCUACUACUCGAGCCCCAAAAAUCAGGCUCUUAUGUCCUUCUCUCUAAUAUUUAUGCUACAAAGGGUAUGUGGGCCGAUGUUGCAAAAAUCCGAGAAGACAUGAGGUCCAGGAAGUUGAUUAAGUCACCUGCUUGCAGCUGGCUUGAGGUGGAGAAGAAGGUGCAUAUGUUCACCGGUGGAGAGAGCAAGCCCCACCCCGAACAUCAAAUGAUUACCAAAAUGUUGGAUAAAUUGGGUUCCAUGUUAAGAGAAGCUGGAUAUUGUCCGGAUGGUAGCUUUGUUCUUCAUGAUUUGGAAGAGGAGGAGAGGGCGCAGAGCUUGCGCUAUCACAGUGAGAGGUUGGCUGUGGCGUAUGGACUUCUUAAGCUGCCAGAAGGAGUGGCCAUAAGAGUUAUGAAAAAUCUUCGGGUUUGUGGGGAUUGCCAUUCUGCUAUAAAGCUAAUAGCUAAAGUCACAGGACGGGAGAUCAUUCUUAGAGAUGCCAAUAGAUUUCAUCACUUUAAAGAGGGCUCCUGUUCAUGCAGAGACUAUUGGUGACAUACAAAUGAACAUAAAAUUGCAUAAUGCCAGUGGACUGGAAAAAGGCACGGAUUGUCAAAUCAAUCUCCCAGUUAAACGAAGGGCAAGCCAUUUGUUAAAAUGGCCAAAGUUAACAGCGCGCAAUGAUAGGUACCGAUCCUUCAAAAAGACUGUCUGAUCAAUUUGUUUGUUUAGAUCGUCAUUAGUUCGAAAUCGGUAACUACCAAUAUUUUACUUGCAGAUGGUCCCAAAUGGAAUUGCUGAAAUUAGAUAUUCAGCAAUUGACAAUAUCUCACGUAUUGUGUAUUAUCAACUCCUAUUGUAUAUUCAAUGAAUUGCUGAAAUUGGAUAAACUCUACUAAUAUCUUACCUAGAUUAUACUCCAUAUAUUAUACAAAAUUUUCCAAAUAAAACGAUUGACAACCUCAUUUUCACUAAUAUCAAUUUAUAAAAACUUGCAAUUACAUAAGAGUGAUGUAAAUCUAAACUACAGUCACAUUAAAACUAACAAAACUUCAAGCAAUUCCCUCAAACGAAUUAAGUAUCAAUUUUUUGUCAACAAAAAAUUGUAUGAGUCAAUCAGUAGAAUGGCUGAAGUUUAGCAAUGAUACUAUAAUAUAUUAAUACUCUGUAUGAUUCUGUAAAGUUCUAUUUUAAAUGAAACUGGCGUAAUCUGUUUUUGAAGUCAGGGUUUCUUAUACUCUAGCUAACCUUAUUUUUGUUAGUCUUAGCUACCUCAGGUCUUUCCUAUAUAAUACUACCUCCGUCCCGUUGGAAUGUUCCCGUUCGGUUUACGAUGCUUGACUGACGAUAAAGCAACUCGAUCCCUGUUCACACUCCGCUUAUUUUUAGUAAAUAAAAUUUACAUGUUUAGAAACUACAUUAAAACCGCUAUCAAGCCUGAUCAAGAAAAGUUCAAUUUGAUAAAAAUUUGAUAUAUAAAGUAAAAGAUUAGGAGUGACCUAAGUUGACCAAUGAAUAGUGAAUGAGAACAUUCCAACGGGACGGAGGGAGUACUAUAAGAAAAUUUCAUUCAGCCCUUCAUUUCACUAAGCUAUCAAAGACCUAAUCCCCGCUAAGUUGUUUUUAAAACUUCAUCCCUGCACCUAUGUUUUAAGUUUAGAUGGCAAAAGUUGUAUUUAAAUAGCAGAUGUUGUAUACUAGUAGUAAUCUUUGUUUUCCUUAAUCUGAUAUCUAUAUGGCAUUCCACUUGACAUGUAACGUGGUCACCUUCACAAAUACCCACACAAUAUUUGAAAUCAGAUUUUCUAUAUCGGAAAGACAAUAACUUUGAAGAUCAGGGAUUAGCUAUGGAGAUUGGAGAGAUCCAUUGCUGGGCAGGUUCUUGCUUAUUUGUACGAUAGACGUCAAGAAACUACAUGAAGUCUAGACUUUGCUUAUACUUCUAGAGUUGUAUUCUUAUUUGCUUUUCUCCUCAGCAGCUCAAAACUUUAAAUGAAAGAAAAGAGUAGAAGGAUUGAACGGUGUGCGUUUGCAAUGAGGUUCCUUGGACACGGCUGGCCGGAGUUGAUGAGCUGAUUUUUUCAUUUUUUUUCGACGGGAUUUGAUCCAGGCAUGUUUUUACUACUAACUAAUAAAGUGUUACUGAAGCUGAAGAUGCCUCAAGUCCAAUUGCCAUUUGCAUUAUUUUUACUCUUUGACUUUCUACUAUUCAACUUUGUACCAUAGAUGAUGUAUACCCAAAUUGAUUUGUAAAAUUAACAUUUUUUUGUUAACCAAUGUUGAAGUUAAAUCCUCCCUAUUGAUAAUUAGUUCAACUUUUAGUAAUUAAAAUUUACAUAUUCUGAAAUUACACUAAAAUCUCUAAAUCUUUAUAAAAUUGCACAAUUCAAAUUAGAAUAUAAUUAAAAGUUCAUAUCCUAAUUAAGUGAAUAAAAUGAAACUGUUUGACAAAAGAAGUUGACUUUGCAAAUCAAUUUAGGACAUGGGUAGUAUUAUUUAACUUUUCUAGUAUAGAUCAUGUUUAAUCUUUUACUUCUCAAUUUUUAUCAAUGUAUCAUUUCGAAUGCUAUAUUGCCAUCUACUUGAAGAUUCCUUCUUUUAGGAUUGUAUCAAAUGCAUCUAUGUGCACC
This is a messenger RNA of Cuscuta epithymum, 4326 nucleotides long. Lineage: Eukaryota; Viridiplantae; Streptophyta; Magnoliopsida; Solanales; Convolvulaceae. The record is from the annotation of a GenBank genome assembly.